UCGACAUCGUAUGCGUAUCGCGCUGAUCGCGCAUAGGGAAAAUAAAUUAACUUUGAGACGACGUCGAUCGCGGGCGAGUUGUGGGCGUUCGUCGAUGAUCGCGAUCGCGGUCACGACGGGAAAGAAUUGCACUUGAUCUCGUUCGCGAAGGCGAAGGGACCAUUUUCAGCGAGUGCCAUUUUACGUCAGUGAGGAGAAGAGAGGAGUGUGUCCCUCUUGAAGUGGAGGUGUUUUGACUUGUCCAAGGGGUCCAAGAACCGGUGUAUCGUAAGAGAAGAAAUCUUCACUCGAGAUGUUCAGCAAUUCUUCUCAAUUCUUCCUCAAGAUAAUAGCCAAGAUAGACCAUUUGUGAAUACCGUGCCACGGAGACGAGAGUUCUCAAAACAACAAAUUUUGCUUAAAACAGGUAGACAGACAAAUAGUUGAGGACUGCGACGACGCCUAGAGGUUAGGUCGACGUUUCUCAGGGCAGCAGGAAGGUGAGAGGGGGGUGUUAGGAAUGACCGUAGCGCGAAGCGAAGUCUCGCCGAAAAGGAGACCCACGUAGUGUCUCUGAUCGUUUUGUCAUAACCGCCUUUCUCACCGUGUCGCGACGUUCACCCGCGAAGCACUGGUGACGGACGACGUGAGAAGCAUGUUCAAGCCGUUCGUGUUCACCCGGCACAAGGCGAACGGGCCGGAGCAGCCAAAGGCGCGCAGCGGUCAUCGGAUCGCGUGCGACCAUCGGAACCUCUACUCGUACGGCGGUUUCAAUCCGUGCGUGGCCGACACUGACCCGGACAUGCGCGACGAUCAGACAUGGGUUGCCAGCAAGCCGCUGUUCAAGGAGCUGUGGCGUUUCAACCUGGUCAGUGAGCGCUGGAAGCGGCUGCCCGGCCAGGAGAAUAUGCCGAACGAGUUGGCAUCGAACGCGGUGAUACUGCGCGGUAAUGCGCUUAUGGUGUACGGUGGCACCGGCGUGCCCUUUGGAGAGAGCUGCAGCAAUCAGCUCUAUGUCUGCAACGUGGACGACGGCACAAUGAAGAUUGUGCCGGCUACAGGCGAGCUGCCUGAACCCCAGUAUGGACAGGCACUGGUAUGCCAUGGUUCCUAUCUCUAUACAGUCGGUGGCACUACUGGUUAUGAAUAUACCUGUGACAUUCAUCGAUUUGACCUGAAAAGAGGCAUUUGGGAGGAGGUGUACAUUUGCUCAGGCCGGGAUGAGUCGGAACCACAUGGAAGAUAUAGGCAUGAACUUGCUUUUGAUGGCAAGAUGAUCUACGUCCUGGGUGGUGGCACCUCAUCGGAAUCCUUUGGCUUCUCGGAAAUACCAGCAUUUGAUUUGAAGAACAACAGUUGGAGGACUUUGACCACGCAAGGCGAUACUGAAGAGGCUAUGGUACCAGCACCACGACGUUGCCACGGUUCUGUUCAGUAUACGGACGAGAAAACGGGAGUCACCUCGGUCGUCAUUUCUGGCGGUUACAAUGGCGACUGGGUGUUCUCUGAUGUUUGGCGACUUAAUCUCGGUACGCUACAGUGGACGUGCCUGAGACAGUGCAUUCUACCAUGUCCAGUGUACUUCCACUCAGCUGCGCUGACUCCACAGGGUCGCAUGUACAUAUUCGGCGGUAUAAUUAAAGUGAACAACAAGGUGCAGAGAACAAACGCGGUUCAUUCCGCUUGGCUGGUAAUUCCUAAAUUGUCCGAAAUCUGCUGGCAAGUGUUAAACUAUUAUUAUCCAAGCUUGAAGAACAGUUCACCAGAUGAGUUGAUUCACAUGGGGAUACCAUUAAAAUUCGUACGGAGACUUGAUUUCUACGACAGAUGAAGGAAAAAUUUUCUCGAUUCUGUCAAAUUUUUUUAUCAAAGAUUUUUUGCGCUGUAUGCACUUUAAAGUGUUUGAUUACACUUCGAUCAAUCAAUACUUGAUGUUUUGAUAGAUUAACUUUCAACGCGGUUUUUUUACUCUGUUAUGUAAUAAUUGUAAUAUUAAAGUACUCUCACAAUCGUUAAUUUUAUUACAUUUAUGACUUAAUAACGCCAGCUAUUUGCAAUAUAAGAUUUUUUUUCUUUUUCGAAUUUAUGAUUAGAACCAAUAAUUAAUAUUAAAUUACUUUACACACUAUUUCCCUAAUAGCAAUUGGCGGAUCUCUGUCUAAAAAGUGUACAAAUAUAAUGAAAAUGGUUAAAAAGAUUAAUAUGUAAAGAGUUACGAAUCUAAGAAUAUUAUUAAUUAAAUUUAAUGUUAUUUAUAGUAUAGUCUUUCUCUCUCUAAUAUUGUAUAUGAUAUACAUAAUAUUAUACAUUAUAUACAUAUUUAUUUAUAUUUAUUUAAGAAUGUUAAAAUUGGUAGAAAUCGUCGAUUCAUUGCGCGACAAUGAGAUGUUUCUGAAUAUUUAAAUUACGUUGAACUUUAAUAAUAGAGUGAUAUUACUAACUGGUGUAUUUUGUCUCAAAGAGGUUGAAUGUAUAUUUGUCCGCAGUGCCUAUUACUUAAAACAAUGCUCACAAAAAAUUGCUCGUUUGAUAAAUCAAAAACCUUAAGGUUGGGCUGUAGCAUAAAAAAUGUUAUUCUUCAUAUAUUUUAAAGAGAAACAUGUUUCCGAAUUUCAAAAUUCUAGUGCAAAAUUUUUAUUUAAUCUGCUUACUUUCUUUUUAUUUUGUUUUUUUUUUCUUGAAUUAUUUCAGUUUUAUUUUAAAUAUAAUAAAUGUCACUCCAUAUAUCGUCUGUUAAUAUACUAUCUCUUUAUAUGUCUUCUUCAUUACUCGCACUUAGAAAUAAAUUUCAUGGACGAAUGACCCUCUAAUUGUUUUGAGCAUUGUAUUACGCACCGUAAUAAUUACGCAAUAGAAUCUCGGUGCUGUUUACUUAAGACAUAUUACCUGUGCAUUAGUUGAUAUUUAAUAAUAGAAAGAAGAAAGAGAGAAGUUGUAAAUAAAAAAGGAGAAGAGGAAUAUAGAGAAGUCAAAACUUGUAAUUUUGCAAUUUUAUUUCAUAAAUUUACAUUGCGAAGAAAAUAUUCCCUAAAUUUGGUAACAGAGGUAUUGUCAAAAAAUUUAAAAAAGUUGCAACGUAAGUGACAAAGAUUAAGUUAGUUUAGAAAAGAAAUAAAAAUAAUCCUUUAGUGUCUCUGUAUCAUUCUUUAAGUUUUCAAAUUACUGAUAUUUGAUCAGAAUAAAAAUCUUUUCUCUAAAACAAAAUCAAUGUAACUUUCUCGUCGAUUGUAUUAUAUGUAUAUUAUCAUGUUAUUUAAGAGAAUAAAAUAAAAAGAUAUAUAUACAUAUAUAUAUAUUUAAAAGAAUUAUAUGAGAGAUUAAUUUAAAUGUGUGUAAUAUCUUAGUAUUUUCACGACGUAAAUUUUAGCGAAUCAAAGAAAAAGGGAGGAAAGAAAUCUGUAAACAGGCGUCUUACAUAUCUUUUAAAUCUAUUUUACACUUUCGUAUAUUGCUGGAGAGGACAAAAUAGGGAAAACUCAACAGAGCGUACUAUCUAUACCAAGAACAUUAUUUUUAUUGCGGUUGCGCGAACGAAGGCGAUAAAGAGACUCUCGGCGCUUUUUUUUCCGUCGAGGUAUUUUCCAAAGUUUAAACGGCCGCGACGUGGGGGUGUGCGGUGAAAUAUAUAAGACGACGCACGUUACGAGUAAAUCUUCCGCGAUUUGCGAGAAGAAAAAUAUUGCUAUUUCUCGGGAAAUAAUUUCGGUGAGUCCUCGCAUCGAGAAAGAGCGCAACCGUGACUAAACAGAAUCUUAAUUUUUGUAGACUUUCCUGAUCAUGGUAUUUUCCAAUCUAUAUUUCCAUAUAGAUUUCAAAUAAAUGAUAAUUACUUAUCAAUAAAAAUAUUUUGGAAUGUUUAGAAACAAUAAUUGCUCGGAGUUUUUAUUAAAAUGUAAGUAAAACAGUUAUUACGAAACAUUGUAAGGAAAAAGAUUAUUAUAAGUUUAAUUAUUAAUAUUAUGAAAUUACAAAUAAAUCGAUUACUGUUGUGAGUUAUGAUGAUAAUUAGUAUCGUGCAUUCCGUCUUGUUUAAAAUUGAUCUCUUCAAGAAGUUUUCAAGCUCUCCAAAUAAUAUCUCUCAAAGUUAAACGGAUAUCUGGAUAUUUAUUUAUCACAAUCUUAAAAAAAAUAAUUUUCUAAUUCUAUUAUUUUUGUUCUAAUUAUUAUCUCAUUAUUUUCGUUUAACUUUCAAUAACUUCAGUCUGUUCAAAUCUUUCAAUGCUUAUCGAAUACUCAGUCUGUAAAUGAUAUUCGCUGUUUAAUAAUUUCAAUUUGUUUUGCUAGGACAAAUAUGAGUUAUUGUUUCUGGAAGGCAAAAAGCUGACUUGACUCCAGAGAAGAACUCCACUAACGAAGAACUGGGUUUGGUUUUAGCCUUUGGUGACCAAAGUUUGGUCUUUCGGCAGCGACAGUUACUUGAAUUUGGCGCGGAAGUCCCGCCGUCGUUUCCGCUUCCGGUGGUGUGGUGCUUGUCAGCGUCGUCGCUUCCGGCUCCGGUGGAGCGCGCGUGACUUCGGGCUGUACGGUGACCAGUCACCACAGAGCCAGCUGCGCAACUCACUUCAGACGCUUCCGAGCCAUCGGACGAGGCGGACGUGGUGGGUGCGCGUUUAUUGUUGCGCCGGAGCAAGUCAAGUGUCUCGCGGUGCCGCGUUUCUUUUACCUCCAUCCACCCCUUGGCAUCAGCGAAAAGGAUCGUGUACACCGCAUCGCGGCGAGAGAAAGAGGGAGAGAGAGAGAGAGAGGACUCGCCGUUUAGCUUCCGUCAAUCGUCGGUAUUCCCAUGCGUCGGCCGAGCACGCGGUCGAGCACGCGCCGACCCGAGAUGCGCCACCAGGUAUUCAUGUAGUACCGACCACCGCCGCCUUCGAGCGUCGCACACCCGCCACCCUUGGUGAGGAGGAAACAACUACCCCGGUGCCCACCCCCUCUCCCCCCGAGGAAACCUCAUCGUCGAACAGCAAGGGGGGUGAGAAGGUGAAGGAGGAGCAGAGGUAGAGCAGAGGAGCGGAGCAGAGGAAACGGUCCCGGACGCGGAAGUGGAGGAAUCGCCUCGCGACGACGAUGGAGCAGAAACGCGUGUACAAGUUAGUGCUGACCGGAGGGCCAUGCGGCGGCAAGACGACCGGGCAGAGCAGGCUGUGUACCUUUUUUGAGAACAUGGGCUGGAAGGUAGGUAGAACUCCUUCGAGCUUUUCGAAAGCAAAGAGUUUCCGCGGGAGCGAACGAAAGAGAGACGGAGAAAGAGAGAGAAAAAAAAACGGAGAUUCUUCGUUUCGCGAGUCUUUAUUCCCCUAACUGACUUCUUGCUUUUCUCUCCGAGCGACGCGCUCGCUCGAUUCCGCUCGUUAGAUUCGAUUCAACAGAAAGCCGUACGGUACCACCGGGUUGUUAUUUCGUUAUCGACGACAUAGCCGCGCAAAGGCGGAUGAUUAUUGUUCUACAUAGAUAUCAUUCUAUCUGCCGUGUCUCGCGGAAAUCGCUCGACUGUCGCGUGCCGUACGACAUAAUUCUAGUCAAGGAUAAAACGCAUUACGACAUUAUAAUGUAGCUUUUCUUUCCUUCCGUAGCUGGCCUCCCUUCGGGGGCUGAGAAUCUACCUUAAAGCCGCAAAGUCGUAAUUGCGUGUAGAGGUUGAAUCUGAAAUAUUAGCUCGAGCUGCGCGGGACGUAUACUUUAUCGAUCCAUUUAAAUGUCGAGUCUUUCUUAAGGGAAAGGAAACACUGUGA
Messenger RNA from Monomorium pharaonis (pharaoh ant), 5708 nucleotides. RefSeq names its product kelch domain-containing protein 10 homolog (gene slim). The coding region runs from base 635 to 1810 and encodes 391 amino acids. The record is from RefSeq and is a predicted model, not a curated record. The transcript is spliced from 5 exons. Gene Ontology annotation, biological process: positive regulation of stress-activated MAPK cascade. Lineage: Eukaryota; Metazoa; Arthropoda; Insecta; Hymenoptera; Formicidae. Gene Ontology annotation, molecular function: protein binding.